CGUGUUUCUUUUUAUGUUUUAUCACAUUUAUCAAUCUAUCAUCAAUUCAAUACCUCAUAUUAUUUUAUAUUUUUUUCUAGUUAUAUUAUCUCUACCCUAAAUAAUCUUCCCUUUUUGACUUUUUACCGCGCGAGGAGGAACUUGCGGGCUAAGCUUCCGCCACAUACAAGCAAAAUUGAAGAGGCCGGAAAGGAGAUGGAAGGCGGCGGCGGCGGGUGUGGUGUGAAACCGGCGUGGCUGGAGCGGUUGACGGCGGAGGAGUCGUUCUUUGCCGUGUGCGGGGCCCACCAACGGCGGAGGAAGAGGAACGAGAAGAACAUAUUCUGCUUACUCUGUUGUCAAAGCUUCUGUCCUCAUUGCCUCCCUUCUCAUCAAUCUCACCCUCUUUUACAGGUAAGGAGGUAUGUCUAUCAAGAUGUCAUUAGAUUGGAUGACCUUGAGAAGCUCAUUGACUGCUCCUACAUUCAGCCAUACACAAUAAACAGCGCCAAAGUAAUAUUCUUAAAUCAAAGGACACAGUCGAGGUCUAGUUGCAAGGGCUCGGCCAAUUAUUGUUUUACUUGUGACAGAAUUCUUCAGGCCCCUCAUAGCUUCUGUUCUCUCUCAUGCAAGGUCGAUUUUAUGGUCUACAAUGAUCAAGACUUGUGUAGCAUUGUGUCCAAGUUCGAUGCAUCCGAGAUUGAUGUGGAGGAUGGGCUUCUUCAAAUGGACGGCUCAGAUUCGCAGGACACAGACGGCCAAAUUACCCCAAACUCUAUCCUAGAGGGCCCACUGGAUAUUUACAAGAAGAACUCGUCAUCCUCUUGCUCCAAUAAUUAUGAAUUGGGCAUUUCCGGAAUUUCACUUUCCCCUCCUCCGGAAACAACCGCGAAUAACAACAAUAAUAAGGGCCCCGCCGGUUUCAUGCUCUCUUUGACGACCAGUCGCCGCAAGGGAGCUCCUUCUAGGUGGCGGUUUGGUGAUGAUUUGCAUGGCGCCGGCGAAAUAAGCUCACGGCUGUCACCAAUUUUGUACCUAUAGUGUAAUGGAAAUUAGACACACAUAUCUACAUAUAUGUACAAUUAACCCAAAUGCACCUCAUUUCUUUAUUUAUUUACUUCUACCCCGCAUUAUUUAUUAAUUAGGCUUUGUUUGAAUGAAGGAAUUCAAAAAUACUAGGGGUACACCAAUUUUUGUAUCCCAUUUGUAACCCCCUCCAUCUCUACCACACAAAAGCAACAGAAGAAAAAAAAUUAAAAAUAUAAAAGGAAAUCAAUGGCUAGAAUUUUU
Molecule: messenger RNA, 1269 nt
Organism: Cuscuta campestris
Lineage: Eukaryota; Viridiplantae; Streptophyta; Magnoliopsida; Solanales; Convolvulaceae
Source: the annotation of a GenBank genome assembly